AUGUGCCAGCAGUUCGUGAACGCCGGCACCUUCACCCUAGCACAUGGUAUUGGCCAGACCGCUAAGCUCGCGUUCAUCGGCGUGUUUGCUGGCGGCACCUAUUAUUAUUUCAACACGCCGUCGACGCUCCGGUUAUCUCAUCCGGGCUUCAACACGCUGUAG
Messenger RNA from Chaetomium fimeti, 162 nucleotides. RefSeq lists its product as uncharacterized. Lineage: Eukaryota; Fungi; Ascomycota; Sordariomycetes; Sordariales; Chaetomiaceae. The record is from RefSeq and is a predicted model, not a curated record. The transcript has 2 exons. The coding region runs from base 1 to 162 and encodes 53 amino acids.